Molecule: messenger RNA, 2399 nt
Organism: Centruroides sculpturatus (bark scorpion)
Lineage: Eukaryota; Metazoa; Arthropoda; Arachnida; Scorpiones; Buthidae
Product: tyrosine-protein phosphatase non-receptor type 11-like
Exons: 12
Coding region: 373-1707 (444 amino acids)
Biological process (GO): protein dephosphorylation
Molecular function (GO): protein tyrosine phosphatase activity
Source: RefSeq, a predicted model, not a curated record
AAGCUGAAAGAUUAGUUAUUGACAAGGGCAAAAAUGGUAGCUUUUUAGUUCGGGAGAGCCAGAGUAAACCAGGCGAUUAUGUCUUGUCUGUUCGGACUGACGAUAAAGUCACUCAUGUCAUGAUACGCUGUCAGAAACAAACAACAGAUAGAUGAAAAUUACUUGCUUUACCUCUUCUAUUCACGUUUGCUUAGUUAAUUUAUUUGUCUGUGGCUUUCUUAAUAUUUACUCUGUUUGUUACUGAUAAAUAAAGAAACUGGAACUCAUGAUUAACCUUGUUGUUUUGAAAUUUAGGACGGUAAAUAUGAUGUUGGUGGGGGUGAAAAAUUCGAUAAUCUUACUGAUCUUGUUGAGCAUUACAAGAAAAAUCCCAUGGUUGAGACAUCUGGAACUGUCGUGCAUUUAAAACAACCGUUCAAUGCCACACGCAUAACUGCUUCAACGAUAGAAUCUCGUGUGAAAGAAUUAUCCAAGGAUAAUUGUGUUACUAAUGGAAAGGCAGGCUUUUGGGAAGAAUUUGAGUAUCUUCAACAACAAGAAUGUAAGCACCUUUAUAGCAGGAAGGAAGGACAGAAAUCUGAGAACAGAGCAAAGAAUCGUUACAAGAACAUUUUGCCAUUUGAUCAUACUCGUGUAAUUCUAACUGGAGUUGACCAAAAUGUGCCCGGAUCUGACUAUGUAAAUGCCAAUAUAAUUAGGCCAGAAGAAACCGGACCGGGUGAUGCACCUAAAACUUAUUACAUUGCAACGCAGGGAUGCCUAAUGAAUACCGUAGGUGAUUUCUGGUGGAUGAUAUGGCAAGAGAAUACUAGAGUGAUUGUCAUGACUACUAAAGAAGUGGAAAGAGGAAAGAAUAAAUGCUUUAAAUAUUGGCCAGAUAAGGGAGAAACUAAAGAGGCUGGAAAAAUAAAGAUUAAAAGUUUAGCCGAAUCGGCUACUGUCGAUUACACUUUGCGAGAAUUUCAGGUUACUAAAGAAGGAUGGUCUUCCCCGAGAACUAUCUAUCACUAUCAUUUCACCGCUUGGCCCGAUCACGGAGUUCCGUCCGACCCAGGUUGCGUUCUGAAUUUCUUGCACGACGUUAACCAUCGCCAAGAAUCUAUUCCCAAUGCCGGUCCAAUAGUUGUUCAUUGCAGUGCCGGCAUAGGAAGGACGGGAACUUUCAUUGUCAUCGACAUGAUAGUGGACCAGAUAAAAAAACAAGGCAUAGACUGCGAAAUCGAUAUUCAGAGGACGAUACAGAUGGUGAGAGCGCAGAGAUCCGGAAUGGUUCAAACGGAAGCGCAGUAUAAAUUUGUCUAUCUUGCUGUCGAACAUUAUAUGGAAACAUUACAAAAACGAAUGCAAGCGGAACAGAAAAGUAUACAGCUAGGAAGAGAAUACACAAAUAUAAAAUACACGAAUGAAGAUGCCGGAGGAGAUUUGACCAAAACACUUUCCUGUUCUACCGUUUCGUUAACUCCGAGCCCGAGUAGCCCGACGCUUCUGCCUCGUGACUCGGAUAUCAAGAAGCCCCUCGUACCGCCUAGACCUAAUAUCGAAUCGUUAAUUCCAAGUAUGAAAACAUUUCCAAGACCACCCGGAGAAUCUCUUCGACAAAUUUACGAAAAUAUUCCCUUAAAAGAAAAGACGCCCAUUUACGGUUAUUUUAAUAUCGGUCCCCCUCCGUCGGUGGCACCUCCGCCGCCGCCGCCGAGAAAAUCGUGACAAUAAAUUGGUUAAGAAGUUUAGGAAAAAGUUUGGAAUCAAAUAGCUUAAAAGAGGACAUUGAAGAUUUUUUAAUAGAAGAUGUAACAACUGUAUGAAUGUUUGUUAGAGAAAAUGCCAACAUUUUAUAAUUUAAAUGUGCCAAUUUUAAUCUUUUUUGGUGUUUUGUCAAACCCAAGGCACACCUGUUGACUGAAUUGAAAAAUGUCUAUCAUCCAGUUGAUUGCUAUUUAAAUAUAUAAAAUGGUUAUUGUUUAUUUUAUUGAAUGAUUUGCCAUUUCCUAUGUAUACGUACAGGAAAUGCGGCACAAUUUUUAAAUUUUAAAGAGCCAUAUUUAUAUAUAGUACGAUAAUUUUUACUUUGAAGAUUGUGCCAAAUCGCUUGCGGAAGUCGUCGGAGUUCGGAACCGCUCUUCACCAUCCGAACGGUCUUUUUAUAUUUGUUAUAUAUUCUGCGAGCGAUGUAAGUUUAUGGACCACUUUUUUUGUAUAUGACAGAUUAUCUAGUAUAUUAUUAAUUUUUGUGAUUUAUGAAAUAAUCAAAUAAAGAGGAUUGUUAUAAUUGUUGAUAUUGCUCAGUCACGUGUGCAAGAUCCUAUGAGCCAAUGUUAACAAUCCAUGAAGAUUUAAAAUAAAAAUGAACUUAAUAAGUGAAAAAUGACAAUAAAAAAUUGAUUUCUUUAUUAUCCAGA